Molecule: messenger RNA, 1927 nt
Organism: Misgurnus anguillicaudatus (oriental weatherfish)
Lineage: Eukaryota; Metazoa; Chordata; Actinopteri; Cypriniformes; Cobitidae
Gene: dcun1d2a
Product: DCN1, defective in cullin neddylation 1, domain containing 2a
Biological process (GO): protein neddylation
Cellular component (GO): ubiquitin ligase complex
Molecular function (GO): ubiquitin conjugating enzyme binding; cullin family protein binding; ubiquitin-like protein binding
Source: RefSeq, a predicted model, not a curated record
AGAACUUGAGUAGAAACAGCUUACUGUGCAUCGAUGGAAAUAACUGUCCAGUAACCCGGUUGUUUUGCACUGGCUGCCCUGUGCUUGCCAUCUCAUGUUACAUGCCAAGCACAAGUGGCCUGUCACAGGUCCUCACAUGCUUUGAGCUUCAGUCCGACUAUUUCAAAGCUUUGCUUUAACCUGUAGAAUGCCCUUUUGAGUUGACACAUCGAACUGGACGUUUAGUCAACGUUUUGUUUAUGGUUGCUCGUUGGAUGUCUGAAUGUGCGCAUUUUCUCUUUGUAUAUUCGUUUGUGCUACUCUCUGUUUGUACAAACUGCUGAGUGUAUUUCUUCGACUGUUUGAGGACAUAUCUUUUGUGUCCACACAGCAUAAACUAAAAUCUUCGCAAAAGGACAAGGUACGGCAGUUCAUGUCCUUCACUCAAGCAGGAGAGAAGACUGCAGUGUACUGCCUUACACAAAAUGACUGGAAACUAGAGGUGGCUACCGACAACUUCUUUCAGAAUCCGGAUUUGUACCAUAAGGAAUCCAUGAAAAGCUCAGUGGACCGAAAAAAGCUGGAGCAGCUUUACAACCGGUAUAAAGAUCCACAGGAUGAAAAUAAGAUAGGAAUUGAUGGAAUUCAACAGUUCUGUGAUGAUCUCAAUCUGGAUCCAGCAAGCAUCAGUGUUCUGGUUGUGGCGUGGAAAUUUCGUGCGGCGACACAGUGCGAAUUCAGCAAGAAGGAGUUCAUCGAUGGCAUGACAGAGCUGGGGUGUGAUAGUCCAGAGAAGCUCCGAGCUCUUCUGCCCAGAUUAGAACAGGAUCUGAAAGACAUUGGAAAGUUCAAAGACUUUUACCAGUUCACUUUCAACUUUGCCAAGAAUCCUGGACAGAAAGGAUUAGAUUUAGAGAUGGCAGUAGCUUAUUGGAACUUAGUUCUGGCUGGACGUUUUAAGUUCCUAGACCUAUGGAACAGAUUUUUAUUGGAGCACCAUAAACGAUCAAUUCCCAAAGACACAUGGAACUUGCUUCUGGAUUUCGGCAACAUGAUUGCAGACGACAUGUCAAACUACGAUGAAGAAGGAGCAUGGCCUGUUCUCAUUGAUGAUUUUGUGGAAUACGCUCGGCCAAUUGUGACGGGAUCAAAGCGCAAAACUGUAUAGUAAUCCUACAGCUGGGCGAGAACCUACGCCUUGGUCUCCUCAUUGACUUUGUAGUUUUUUUUAAAGACUUGUAAACAUAAUAAGAGAGAACUAGGAGAAACACUUGAAACCGACAAGCUUUGCAAAAGGAAAACAGGACGGAAAGAUCAACUCAGACCUCCACGCGGGAAGGACAAGAGUGCGAGACUGCAGAUUUCUAAUAGAGCCAUUAAAUGCACAUGGCCAGCUAUUUGCACUGGCAACUCAAAUCUAGCCUAAAAACCCUUGGAGAUUUUGGGUGGAUCACUUCGAACCUAGUACCUCAUCUCCAUAGCAACCCGUGUCACUCUAGGAGCAAGUCCUCAUUGCCUACCCAAUCUUCACGGUCUAAAAUUAUUGGAAUAGUCUCAGAGUUCUCCAGUUUUGUUUUUGAUGAUGUACCCAUUUGUCUGGGUGUGUGUCUCAUGCAGGAUUUGAUGGUCAUCGUGUGCACCUUUUAAGCCAGACGUUCAUGGGCAGCACAGCAUGCAGCUCACAACACCAGCACUAUUGUUACAGUUGUAAAGUACUGCAUCUACUGCAGCAGUAUGUACAGAGAGAAAUGUAUUAUCAGUAAUGUUUUAUUAUAUAAAAAAAUAUGAGAGAAAAGAAGCGUGGUGAAAGUCGCCUCCAUGCCAUGUUUUUGUGUGAAUUUAGGUCAAAUGUGUCAUCUGCCCUGUUGCAGAACUUGUAACAACACGGUUCAGUGUUACCCUUUUUGUUUACCAGAUUUAUGUUAAAAAAAUAAAUUAUUGCUCUUUA